AUGGAAACGCUAAUAAAAAGUGAAUCUGAUGCAACUCCCCAAAAUAAUGAUAAUGAUACUAAUCAGAGAGAAAAGACAAAAAAUUUUCCACAAUAUUUGGCUGCAACAGCGGCAAGUAUAACUUUAAUGGUAUCCGGAACGAAUUUAGGAUGGCCAUCGCCCGUUUUACCAAAAUUAAUGGAAACAAAUGCAACCAUUUUUGUCACUCCAGACGAAAGCACCUGGAUUGGAUCUUUGGUUGCUCUCGGUGCUAUUUUCGGACCUUUUCCAGCAGGAUUUGCCGCAGAUUUUAUGGGUAGAAAAAGAGCGUUGCUCUUAGGUGCUCUUCUUCAUAUAACAUCCUGGUGUAUUUUGACAGUCGCACAAUCAGUUUCCAUGAUUUACGCCGGUAGAUUAUUAGGUGGUAUAUCAAACGGUUGGGGAAUGUCACUUUUGCCCAUGUAUGUGGGAGAAAUAGCCACGCCAAUGACUAGAGGUGCAUUGGGAGUGAUUGGACAAAUAAUGAUCACGUCUGGGUUUUUAUAUGUCUACAUACUCGGAUCUUUGCUAUCAUUCGUUUGGCUUAAUAUAUCCUGCAGUUUGAUUCCGGUUAUUUUUUUUACUUUUUUUUUUUUCAUGCCCGAAUCCCCUUAUUACGAAUUGAUGAAAAAUAAUUCUAAAGAAGCGGAAAAAUCAUUGGCAAAACUCAGAGGGAAAAAACCGUUAGAAGUCAAAGAAGAACUUAACACAUUACAGGCUGCAGUAGACGAAUCCUUCCGGGAAACCGUACAUUGGACGAAUAUAUUUAAAAAAAGAGCAAAUAGAAAAGCUUUACUUUUAAUGUUUGGAUUAAUGAUGGCGCAGCAGUUAAGUGGCAUCAAUUGCGUUUUAUUUUACAGUGAAAUAAUUUUUGCUAAAUCGGGAAGUUCGCUGAGCCCAAGUUUGUCGACCAUAAUCGUUGGGUUUGUCAUGUUUUUAACAUCUUUUCCUACUCCAUAUUUGGUCGAACGAUUAGGAAGGCGAACGGUUUUGAUUCUUUCGAUGACUGGAAUGACAUUAUUUCUGAUCCUGAUGGGAGGAUUUUUUUGCAUGGAAUAUUUUUCUUACGAUACUUCAAAUAUAACAUGGAUUCCUUUAUUCUCCGUUUUGGGAUACAUAUCAUUUUUUAGUGCCGGUGUUGGUCCUGUACCCUGGGCUAUGAUCGGCGAAAUGUUUGCUUCAAACGUCAGAUCCUUGGGAGCAUCGUUAACAACAUCGUUUUCUUGGAUUCUGGCAUUUUUACUUACCAAAUGUUUUGGAAUAAUGCAAGAAUAUUUAGGAGACUAUUGGACUUUUUGGUUGUUUUCCGUUUUUUGUUGCAUCGGAGUAGGUUUUAUUUAUUUCUGCCUUCCGGAAACGAAAGGAAAAACAUUGGAAGAAAUACAAUGUAACGUCGUGUGA
Molecule: messenger RNA, 1419 nt
Organism: Pediculus humanus corporis (human body louse)
Lineage: Eukaryota; Metazoa; Arthropoda; Insecta; Psocodea; Pediculidae
Product: sugar transporter, putative
Exons: 9
Coding region: 1-1419 (472 amino acids)
Biological process (GO): transmembrane transport; carbohydrate transport
Cellular component (GO): membrane
Molecular function (GO): sugar transmembrane transporter activity
Source: RefSeq, a predicted model, not a curated record